Molecule: messenger RNA, 1794 nt
Organism: Purpureocillium lilacinum
Lineage: Eukaryota; Fungi; Ascomycota; Sordariomycetes; Hypocreales; Ophiocordycipitaceae
Biological process (GO): regulation of DNA-templated transcription
Cellular component (GO): nucleus
Molecular function (GO): DNA-binding transcription factor activity; oxidoreductase activity; copper ion binding
Source: RefSeq, a predicted model, not a curated record
AUGCAAUCAAAACCGCGGUUUAACGUGUGCCUGCUAGCUUUACUGCUCUAUGGCGUCGUUGCGAGGGCAGCGUUGCGGCAGUUCAACUUUACCAUACACAGCGCACUCCGAUCACCAGACGGACAUGAGCGCGAAAUGUUUCUCAUCAAUGGGCGGCAGCCCGGGCCGGCGAUCGAUGUGGAUGAGGGUGACACAAUUGAAGUGUUUGUGCAGAAUGACUUGAAGGUAGACACUGCUCUGCACUGGCAUGGAUUGCUGCAGCGCGGCACGCCGCAGAUGGACGGCGUUCCAGGAGUGACUCAGGACCCAAUCCCUCCUGGCGGCAACUUUACGUAUCGCUUCUCUACGACGUCCGAGUACGGCUUUUACUGGUAUCAUUCCCACUUCCGCGCGUACUACAACGAUGCCAUCCGCGGACCGCUUCUUAUCCGGCCUGCGGCAUCGCGCCCGCGCCCGUUUCUGAAGACAGCCAAGGACGAGAACGAACGGGCGGCCCUGUUGGAAGCUGAGCGUGAGGCAGCAAGCGUUAUGCUGAACGACUGGACGCACGAGCCUUCUGAUGUCAUUUUCGAGCGGUACCAAAGGACUGGGGCGUUUCCGUCGUGUGUCGACAGCAUCCUGGCCAACGGGCAGGGGCGGGUCGAGUGUCUCCCUCAAAGUGUGCUUGAAGACUAUCAGAUGGUCUUCAACGUUGAUGCAAAGGAUGGCCCAGAUACCACGCAUCAUGAGUUGGAAGUUCUGUCGCGGCACAAGGGACAAGCCCGUGGCGGGGUCAAGCGUUCUUUGCGUGAGCGGCAGACGCAUACCAACGCGAGCGAGCUCGCCUCGGCAACUUCUCCGGGUCGCUCUGCGAUGCCCGCAUCAUCUCACACGCCCUCGAUGCACAAACUUAGUCCCCGAGGCUGCAUGCCGCCAAUGAUGUUCAAUCCUGGCUUCGACAUGUCCUCACUUCCGCCCGAGACUUGCACCAACACGUCGUCGUCGCUGCUGACAAUCCCGGCAAAUACCACACGGGGAUGGCUGGCUCUCAAUCUGGUCAACGCAGGUGCCGUCAGUGCCCUACGAGUCUCUCUGGACGGACAUUCGAUGCUGGUGUAUGCAGCCGAUGGGCUCUACGUACAACCGCAGGUGGUCAAGGUCCUACACAUGGAGCUCGGCCAGCGGUAUUCUGUCAUGGUCAAGCUGGACCAAGAGCCUGGGAGCUAUAGCCUGAGAUAUUCUACGUACCCGAGCGGGGACAUGCAGCAGGUCCUGCAGGGCCGUUCCAUCGUGGUCUAUGACCACUCAAAUGUCGAAGCUACAGAGGGUCAUGCGGUGGCCUGGAUGCGCAUCAACGGGUCAGCUAUUGAUGGGGCCUCGGUCCUUGACGCCCCAGACCUCAGCCCAUUUGAUGCCGAUGUGUCUCCGCCGCCAGGACCCGCGGGCACAACGCUGUCGUUCCAGGUCAACCAGACGGACACGACCGUCUGGGCUCUCAACGGCAAGCCAUUUGAAGAGCCCAACACGGCGAUCAUCCACGGCGAGCGCUCAUCGGGUUGGACGGCUGACACAACGUACCACUUGCCGUGGAAUACCACAGUAGACAUCAUCCUCAAUGUCUCGAAUCGAUCGAUGGAUCAGAUGGGCCAUCCGUUGCACCUUCACGGCCACAAAUUUUGGGUACUCGGCUCCGGUACCGGCUCGUUUCCGUACGAUUCGGUCACAGAAGCAUCGCCGGAUGUGAUUAACCUCGUCGACCCGCCAUACCGGGACACCACAGCCCUUCCACCGCAAGGAUGGGUGGCUCUUCGGUAA